AUCUUUAUAUCGGAAAUAUUCUCUCAUAUGAUCAUGACUGGUGCUUUAUUACUGAUCUAGGUUUAUCUAAACCAGCCGAUGAAACUGAAAUUUCUAAAGAUAGCAAACAAAAGGUUUUUAGAAUAAUUCCAUAUAUAGCUCUUGAAUAUUAUCUGGUGAUGAUAAUUACUCAAAGGCAUCAGAUAAUGAUCAUGUUUGAAAUAUUAACAGGAAUUCCUCCUUUCUACAAUAUUCCCCAUGAUAAAGAUCUUGUUUUCAAAAUAUGUAAUGGAUAUAGACCAGAAAUUCCAUCUAAUAGUGUUAUACCUCAAUUACUAGUAGACAUAAUGAAAAGAUGUUGGAAUGCAAAAUCAGAACGAAGACCAGUGGAUAACAGUAAUACAAAUAGUUUAGCAUAUGAAAUAAAUUCAUCUGCAAUCUACACCAGUAGAGGUUUUAAUUUCAAAAAUCUUCCAAAACCUAAGAAUCUUAAUGAAAACGAUGAUAAAAUACAAAUGAAUUAA
This is a messenger RNA of Dentiscutata erythropus, 503 nucleotides long. The record is from the annotation of a GenBank genome assembly. NCBI's taxonomy places the organism in Eukaryota, Fungi, Glomeromycota, Glomeromycetes, Diversisporales, Gigasporaceae.